Molecule: messenger RNA, 3147 nt
Organism: Asparagus officinalis (garden asparagus)
Lineage: Eukaryota; Viridiplantae; Streptophyta; Magnoliopsida; Asparagales; Asparagaceae
Product: DNA repair protein RAD4
Exons: 14
Coding region: 88-2886 (932 amino acids)
Biological process (GO): nucleotide-excision repair; mismatch repair
Cellular component (GO): cytoplasm; nucleotide-excision repair factor 2 complex; XPC complex
Molecular function (GO): single-stranded DNA binding; damaged DNA binding
Source: RefSeq, a predicted model, not a curated record
UUCCGAGUCCGGUGAGAAUCCCAUUUCUUUCUUCUCCUCUCUUUUGUGGAGAAGCACAAACAAACACCUUUUGAAGAGGAGGUAGAGAUGCGGACCAGAAACCAAUCCAAGCGCAACAAAGAAGAAGACCCAACCGGCGGUUCAACUUCUACCCCGAAACUGCACGGUGGCGAUGAUGAGGAGGAGGGUUCCCUUGCAAGAAUAUCUAAGGAGGCAGUUGAAAAGCUCCUCAGUAGGGCUAAUUCUAGGAGGGGAAGGAAAGAAUGCCGGAAGAGUGAAGAUACAAAAGAGACAUUGCCAAGAGAAGAAAAUAAAGGUAAUAAAGAGCACAUUCAGUAUUUUGGUUUGAAACGUUGUAUCACUGAGAAUGCAGAACAAAGCACAUCAAAUGUGGGGGAAGGUAUGGAUGGAAGUAUUCAGUGUGAUGCAAAUGAAAUGGACUGGGAAGAGGGUAUGAUUUCUAUAUCAGAAUUUAAGGAGGAGAAUGUUACUGUUGAAUUUGUAGAUUCAUCAUCCUCUGCUCAGAGGAAGCGAUCGCGUAAGGCAUCUGCUGAAGAUAAGGAAUUAGCAGUGCUUGUGCACAAAGUCCAUUUACUAUGCCUACUGGCAAGGGGUAGGUUAGUAGACAAUGCUUGCGAUGAUCCUCUGAUCCAGGCUUCUAUUCUUUCCCUUCUACCAUCAUUAUUAUUGAAGAUAAUGGAGACUCCAGGACUUAAAGCUAACAUGCUGGGAUCGCUCGUACGCUGGUUCCAUGAAAAUUUUCGUGUCCGAAGCCAAACUAUUGAUAGGGGAUCGUUUCACUCAAAUCUGGCAUAUGCUCUUGAAGCUCGUGAAGGAACUGCUGAAGAGGUUGCAGCUCUGUCAGUGGCACUAUUCAGAGCUCUCAAUCUAAGAACUAGGUAUGUGUCCAUUCUAGAUGUGGUUUCUUUGAAGCCAGAUACUGAUGCGUCUGGAACAUUGAUAAAUGAUGCACCUCGGCUGGACACAAGGUUAUAUUCUUCCACAACUGCUGUGGCAAGUUCUUUCAAUCCUGCAGAAUCAAUCGAUAGUGAAAAAGAUCAUAAUGCUCAUGAAUCACAAAGUGGCAAUCUGCAUAAAAAAGAGAGAAAAUCAACCUGCAAGAAGAAACUGCUUAAAGGUGUCAACAUGACUAAACAAAUAGACGAUGGAUCUGGUAAUUCUAGUGAAAUAAAAUCAUGCAAGGACAAUUUGGGUUCUUGUCCUACCGAGUCUCCUCAUGUGUCAAAAAGGAAAGGAGAUUUAGAGUUCGAGUUGCAGAUGGAAAUGGCUCUUUUCGCCACUGCAGCUGGAACUCAUGACAGUAUGAUGGAACCUGAAUUACAUGAAUCAUUGAGUAGUUCAUCUUCUCUCGCUUCCCCAUUGAAAAAGCUGAAGGAAAUUAACCCUUCGGCUUUGACAAACAGUGGUUCUAGUGCUAUCUGGUCAAGAAAGCAUGGUCCUACUUUGUGUUGGGCAGAAGUCUAUUGCAGCAUGGAGACAUUGAAUGGAAGGUGGGUGCACGUAGAUGCUGCUAAUGGAGUUGUAGAUGGCGAAGAAAAAGUUGAAGCUGCUGCUGCUGCAUGUAGAAGGCCUUUGAAAUAUGUUGUUGCUUUUGCUGGAAAUGGUGCUAAAGACGUCACCCGAAGGUACUGCAUGCAGUGGUACAAGAUUGCCCCUCGACGAAUAAACUCAGACUGGUGGGAUACAGUGUUGGCACCAUUGAAGGAGUUAGAAUCUCGUGCAUAUGCUGGACUGAAAGCUUUCAAGGAAAAUGUUUCUUCUAACUUGGGUACAAAAAGUUCAGAAUUGCUCCAUCCUGCAGGUUGCAAUUUAAUCAAAUCUUCUUCUAGUCAAGGCUGUACAUGUAACAAAGAUUUGUCUAUUGGCAUCUCACUUGAGGACGUGGAACUGGAAACAAGGGCACUAACUGAGCCUCUUCCUACUAGCCAGCUAGCUUAUAAAAGUCAUAACCUGUAUGUUAUUGAAAAAUGGCUUACCAAGCAUCAGAUCCUUCACCCAAAAGGUCCUGUACUUGGUUAUUGUUCUGGUCAUCCCGUUUAUCCUCGAUCCUGUGUUCAGACGCUACAAACAAAGCAGAAAUGGUUGCGCAUGGGUUUACAAGUUAAAGUAAAUGAGCUUCCAGCUAAGACAAUAAAGCAUUCAAAAAAGAAUGGAAAUGUUCAGAUAUCUGAACCUAAUAUUUCUGAAGAAGAAGAUGGGGAAACCACCAUUGAGCUAUAUGGAAAGUGGCAAUUGGAACCAUUACAACUUCCUCAGGCUGUAAAUGGAAUUGUGCCAAAGAAUGAGUGGGGUCGAGUGGAUGCAUGGUCAGAGAAGUGCCUGCCUCCAGGCACAAUACACCUGAGAUUGCCUGGACUGGCUUCUGUUGCUAAGAGGCUAGGUAUUGAUUUUGCACCUGCUAUGACUGGAUUUGAGUUUCGAAAUGGUCGUUCUUUUCCUGUCUAUGAAGGGAUUGUAAUCUGCACUGAGUUCAAGGGUGCUAUAAUGGAGGCAUAUGAAGAGGAAAAAGAGAGGAGAGAAUCCGAGGCGAAGAAGAGGAAUGAAGCCCAAGCUCUGUCUCGGUGGUUCCAGUUGCUCUCCUCCAUUGUAACCAGGCAGCGGUUACAGAACUCAUAUGCCAACUCUUCAUCCUUGCAAACUCAAAGCAAUAACAAUGAUGUUGCUGAAAGUAACAGUUUUGAGGAUGAGAAAAAGUUGAGAGGAAGAUCGGGAAGAAUCGUACAAGAAGCCAAGAAGGUGGUUUUGCCUCUGCAGGAUGACCAUGUACAUGUCUUCCUUAUAGAAGACCAGAGCUUUGAUGAAGAGAGUGGGAUCAGAACGAAAAAGUGCCCUUGUGGAUUCUCUAUCCAAGUUGAAGAAUUAUAGUACUUGUUCUGUUCUCUUUAUUAAUUAAAUUGGAGUAGCGUAGCUGCAAUGUUCAGUAGAUCCAUCCAUGAGAUAGCAUAGCUAGCUCUGAGCAAGUAUUAUUUUGGGUCUUCAUUCAGUGGAUGUACAAAUGUAAAUUGAAGCGAGCUACAAAAGGCCAAGCUUUUAUUUGGUUUAACUGUUGUAAUGGGAACUUACUCUGAAUUUUUUGUCUGGUUAAGCUUUUUGUCCCUAUGGAGCUGGUUGCUUUCUUUUGUAGUA